This is a messenger RNA of Aspergillus oryzae RIB40, 573 nucleotides long. RefSeq lists its product as uncharacterized. NCBI's taxonomy places the organism in Eukaryota, Fungi, Ascomycota, Eurotiomycetes, Eurotiales, Aspergillaceae. The transcript is spliced from 3 exons. Bases 1 to 573 code for a protein of 190 amino acids. The record is from RefSeq and is a predicted model, not a curated record.
AUGCCCUCAGCAGUUGCAGUCGCCACCAGGGCUCCCACGCCAGCCGCCAAUAAAUAUGUAGUCGUGGGACCGACCAACAAGAGGUACACCCCUGCUACUAAGAAGCUGCCAGAAUCGCUCGUGCUGUCCGCCCGAAAUGUUGAGAAACAGGAAUUUGAUCCGGCACGCCACCUUAACAUCAUCCCUCCGAAGAAGAUUUUGAGGAUGGCAGAUAUUGGAUUGGAGGGUGUUGGUAUCUCCGAUACUGCAGUUUCUGAGCCAUUCAGCCUCUGGACUGAAGAUGCCAUCAAGCAGAUGAGAGCAGAGAUAUUCAGCGAGGCGAUGCUCGAGAACUGCCAGGUUUCUUCCAGCUUCGCAUCAAACAUGGUUAGAGGUUAUAACGCAAAACUCGCUCCGUUUAUCCACAGGGCAUUCUACAGUCCAGAGCUUCUUGGAGCCGUGUCAGCUAUUGCUGGAAUUGACUUGGUUCCUGCAUUUGACUACGAGGUUGGCCAUUGCAACAUCUCGUUCAACGAGAAGAAACCCUCACAAGCCGAGCUCGAGAAGAUGGGUGAAGACGGAGACAAGACAUGA